This is a messenger RNA of Pediculus humanus corporis (human body louse), 722 nucleotides long. RefSeq lists its product as uncharacterized. NCBI's taxonomy places the organism in Eukaryota, Metazoa, Arthropoda, Insecta, Psocodea, Pediculidae. The transcript is spliced from 2 exons. Bases 23 to 685 code for a protein of 220 amino acids. The record is from RefSeq and is a predicted model, not a curated record.
ACUUGAAAGAGGUAAUACCAAAAUGAACAAAUUUGCUGCUGUUGUAUUUUUUGCUGUUGCCUGCAUUUAUGGCGCCAGUGGAAAACCAAAUUUUGAUUUUCUAUCUGAUGCUUCAUCAAUGUUUGGCAAAGGAAAAGAAUCAUUUAAACCUGAAGAAUUCACCGAAGUUUUAACCAAACCCGUUUCCGGUUUUCAAACUAUGUCAAAACCCGUUGAAGUUUUACCCGUUGUCGAAGUAGAACGUCAAAAAGAAAGUUUCGCUGAAAAACUUGGCAAAGCCAUAUUGGACCCUCUACAUUUGAAAAAAAAAUUAGACAAAGCUUUCCAUCAUGAAAAAGAAGUUGAAUUGGUACCUGUUGCUCCUCCUACUCCUCCCGUUGUCGAAGUUGUUCAACCCAUCGUAGUUGCUGCCGAAACCGUUCCUGCCCCUGCCCCUGUUGCUGCUAAAACUGCUCAAGUUGUCACCGAAACCGAAACCAAAGUUGUAAAAUCCGUUCAAGACGCUGGAACUGCUGCUACUGGUGUUGUUGCCGCUGCUGGUGGUCACGGAAAAUCUGGUGGUCACGGUGGAUCUGGCGGUCACGGUGGAUCUGGUGCCGCUGCCACUGCUGCUGCUGCUGCUGGAGCUGGUGGUGAAGCUGGUGGUGCUGCUGUUGCUACCGCUGCUGCCGCUACUGCUGCUUAAAAACUUUAUUAUGACCUUAUUUACACGCAGAAAUAAA